Plasmodium fragile is the source of this 1986-nucleotide messenger RNA. RefSeq lists its product as uncharacterized. The coding region runs from base 1 to 1986 and encodes 661 amino acids. The transcript has a single exon. The record is from RefSeq and is a predicted model, not a curated record. Gene Ontology annotation, molecular function: zinc ion binding. NCBI's taxonomy places the organism in Eukaryota, Apicomplexa, Aconoidasida, Haemosporida, Plasmodiidae. Gene Ontology annotation, cellular component: nucleus.
AUGAAUGGUCCUUGCCCAGGCGAAGCGACUGGGGUAGACCCUCAGGAUCCCCCAAAUGAGGAACUCAUAAAUGUGAAGAAAACAUUUCUGGGAGAAGAGGAAGAUGAAUACACGAAGAGCAGUCGUCGGUAUUUACAGAACGAAGAGAACUACGUGAAUCGAAUAAAAACAUACAACGUAUGGGUACAAAAACCUGCACAUCUAUCCUCACUCCUUUUGGCUAGAAACGGGUUCAUAUGUGAAAAUGAAACUACGGUAAGGUGUGAAAUGUGUAGAUGCAAUUUUGUGUACGAUAAGGACACGUAUUCUAUGUACACAAAAAUAAACGACCUAUGCUUGCUUCAUUUGAAAAAUUGCCCCUGGAAAGGGAAGUUAAUGGAUCUGCAAAUUUUCCAUCUCGAUGGCGAAUCAUUAAAACGGGACAACCUAAUUAGGGAAUACCAAAAUGUUACCACAUUCCUGCAAAAUGGUACACAUGAUGUGCCAUAUAUUGACAUAAAAAAAACGUUUAACGACUUGCUCCUACUUGUUAAAAAACACCUGACCAAUGAGGACUCGAAGAAGAAGUUUCAGCUUUUCAAUUCUUACCUAGAAUUAUUCAAGAGUCACUACAUCGAAAUAUUUAAGAGUCACAAAAAACUGGUCGACCGAGGAAUGCGGCUUAUUCGAUCGAAUUACAAACAUUUGAAGAACCACGUUGUGGAUGAAGCCUUCCUAAACAGCCUGACAUAUGACCCUCUAGACGUACACGCAUACAUAAACAUCGUAGCAGAUGCGAAUGGCACAACGCAGAAACCUAGGCAUCCCAAUGCAGACCUCAACAUGUACUUCAAAAUAGUAAACCAGCUGAAGAACUGCGAAUACGAAGAUGUUAAUAUUUACAAGCUCAUCGCGUUGUUUGGGUGGACAUAUAGAACAUAUCCUCAGGGGGAGGACCCAAAUGUCACUUCGGAGAUCCUCUACUGUAGGUACUGCUUUAGGGAGGUUAACUUGAGUGAUUAUUCUACCCUUUCGAGAAGCCACAACACGAUGGAUUUGUUCAAGACCAGCGAUAUAGUGCUCUCCGGGGAGGUUGCAAACCUGUCUGUAGACCAGGCGCGCGACGCGCUGGAACGCCUCAUCGAGUUGGCCCAUGGCUGGGUGGAAAUGGAAGAGGAGGACGAGGGUGAAGAAAAGGAUAGUGAGGUAAGAGUGGGUGAGCAAAAGGAGGAAUCGGAGGAGGAAACAGAAGAAGAGGCCAUAGAAAAAGAGGUGGUAGAAAAGGAGAAGAAAGAAAAGCCGGGGGAAGAAAUUAACGGUGUAGAACAGAAAGGUAACGAACAUGUAAGCGACGACGCGAAGAGCGACUCCAAUGACGGAAGCGGCUCAGAAGCCCAUGCCACCGAUGGUGGAGGCGACCACCAAGAGAACGCGCAGGAGCAGGAGGGAUUCUCCUUCAAGUGGAGCAUCAAACAGUUCUUUCUCCCAAAAAAGAGCACCGACAACGCGGGUAAGGACGACAGCGCCAGUGACGUCUCGCCAAGUGAAUGUCCUUCGACUAGCAUCAACCAGGGCGCAUUAACCCCAAAUGGGAAAGGGAACCCACUGCGUGUAAAGAAAAGAAUAAAGAGAAAAGUACAAUUCAAGAAUAUGCUUAGCCGCAUAUUCCUCGAGGUGACUAGUUACACAGAGGACGAAAAUUUAUUCAGCAGAGGUGCGCAUGAUUGUUAUGUAUUGAGAGCAGGCCCCCACUUGGCCCAUUUGGAUAAGGAGCGCACGCCAGCGGAGGACGAUGAAGAUAGGGCCAACUGCACGGAUAAUACUGCAAGCUGCACAGACACUGCUGGCAUCACGCACAAGCGCACCAUUCGAGCGUUCAACUUGAUUGAGAACCAUCGGGCCUUCUGUCCAUACAUGACGGAAGACCUGUACUCGUUCUCCAAGAUAACGAGGCUCCUCUUUGAGUUGGUCAUGUCGGAGUUUCAGCGGCGGUACGUCAUGAGGUAG